Conger conger (European conger) is the source of this 5406-nucleotide messenger RNA. Its product is annotated as myelin transcription factor 1-like. Lineage: Eukaryota; Metazoa; Chordata; Actinopteri; Anguilliformes; Congridae. Bases 208 to 4005 code for a protein of 1265 amino acids. The record is from RefSeq and is a predicted model, not a curated record. The transcript has 23 exons. Gene Ontology annotation, cellular component: nucleus. Gene Ontology annotation, biological process: regulation of transcription by RNA polymerase II. Gene Ontology annotation, molecular function: DNA-binding transcription factor activity, RNA polymerase II-specific; RNA polymerase II cis-regulatory region sequence-specific DNA binding; zinc ion binding.
GUCACUACAGGCUAGAUAAUCCUUGUAAAUUAAAAGGUUUUUGUGAAGCAGCAGCAGACAUAUUGCCAACGUUCCGCCUGCCUCUGAGCAGAAGUUAUUUAGCUAAAAGGGUGAAGAAACGCUAGCAUUUUCAUAUGUUUGGGCUUUGAUCAUAAUUCUUACGUUCAAGAGAAUGAAUUCAGAGGCAAGCUGUUGAAUCAGAGGUGGAUGAGAGGAGAGCGGAACAGCACCUGCCACACGACGAAGAGGAAACCAGCCAAAAUGAGUCAGGACGCUGAUGAGAAGCGCACUCGGACGCGCUCCAGAGGAAACAGAGAAGCUGCGGGACAAGAAUUAUGCUGCCCCACACCUGGAUGCACUGGUGCAGGACACAACACCGGGAGAUACAACAGACACCGGAGCGUGCAGAACUGCCCGCUGGCCAAGAAGAGGAAACAGGAAGAGGCGGAGUCACAGCAGGACCUCCCCACGCCCAAGAGGAAGCCCCAGCUCCUGUCUCUAACCCUGGACGAGGGCUACGGCAUCGACAGCGCGGGCAGCGAUGAGGAGGGCAAGGAGGAUCCCAGCCCCAAGCAGGAGGCGGGGUCAGGGGAGGAACAGCAUAAAAAGGAGGAGCAGGAGGAGGAGCAGGAGGUGGUGGUGGUGUCAAAGAAGGAGGAAGAUGGAGGAACGCUGCCUACACAUGAGCUCACAGAAGAACAGUGUUUGCAGGCGGAGUCCUCAAGCGCUGAAAAGUGUGAAGACGUUCAACUGUCACCUGUAGCCACAGCCCUGGCCACCGACACACCCUCAACCACACCCAUAGCUACGCCAUCAACCACACCCAUAACCACACCCUCUAUUACGCAUGAAGCUACGCCUCCAGCUGUGCCUGAAGCCCCUCCCACCGUUACACCUGCGGCCACGCCCGCCGUCAGGACCCAGGUCCCCAGCAGCCGUGAGGCGGUGGCCAGCUCCCUGCUCACUCUCAGCCAGGCGAUAGAGGUCACCACCCCCCGGCAGGUUUCCACGGACGCCGAGAGGCAGAAGGAACCAGCCGAGGAGGAGGAGGAAGAGGAGGAAGUGAAGGAUGAAGACGGUGAGGGCGGAGAGGAGAAGCGGGUGCCCGUCCGGCCGGUGGAGUCCCUGGAUGUGGACAGGGCAGACGCGCACAGGCAGGAGGAGGAGGAGGAGGAAGAGGAGGAGGAGGAGGAAAGGGAGGAGGAAGAGGAGGAGGAGAGGCAGGAGGAAGAGGGAAGGCCAUGCUCCAGCCGGAGGGACAAUCCGGACCACCAGUACUUCAGCGGGGUCUACACGCAGCUCCGCACCCAGGGAGAGGGGAGGGCCGAGCGCGAGGAGGACGAGUAUGAUGAAGAGGAAGAGGAGGAAGGAGUCCACGCCCCCACCGGUGCUCCAGCUCAGGGAUCAGAACCAGCAGCUCAGGACCAGGAGCCCCCCCUGGGGAAGCGGCAGGAGGAGGUGGAGGAGGAAGAGGAGGAAGAGGAGGAGGAGGAGGAGGCCUUCACACCUCAGAACGCCACCCUCCACAGCUUCGCCGUGCAGCACACGGAAGACAUAGAGAGAGAGGAAGAGGAGGAGGAGGAGGAGGAGGAGGAAGAGUACCAGGAGGAGGAGGGAGAGGCGUACGACGCCACGCGGGGGAAUCUGGGCCUGCUGGAGCAGGCUAUAGCCCUGAAGGCGGAGCAGGUGCAGGGCCAGGCCCCCGAACAGCUCAGGAACUUCCCCCCGCAGGAGGGGCCCAGCCGGCUGGCAGAGGGCAUGCGCUCCAAGGCCUACUCCAGCAGCAGCAAGGAAAGCUCCAGGGCAGACAAGAAAGAAAUAAAAUGCCCCACCCCAGGGUGUGAUGGGACGGGUCAUGUGACCGGCCUCUACCCUCACCACCGCAGCCUGUCUGGCUGCCCACACAAGGACCGAGUCCCACCUGAGAUCCUGGCCAUGCACGAGAAUGUACUGAAGUGCCCAACGCCUGGCUGCACUGGACAGGGCCAUGUUAACAGCAACCGAAACACCCACAGGAGUCUGUCGGGGUGUCCCAUCGCUGCGGCAGGGAAGCCGAUCCGGGUGCAGCCGCAGCAGCCCGCCCCCCAGCCCCUGAACGAGCCGGGCGCGGGGAGUCCCCACUCCGACAGAGUGCUGAGGCCCAUGUGUUUUGUGAAGCAGCUGGAGAUCCCUCAGUACAGCAGCCUGAGGCCGGGCGUGGUGCCGGCCACGCCGCGCGCUCACCUGGCCAGGGAGCUGGAUAAAUACUCCAAGGUGUCGUUUGACUACGGCAGCUUCGACGUGCAGGUGUUCGGGAAGCGCCUGCUGGCCCCCAAGAUGCAGCCCGGAGACACCGUCCUGAGGCCCUUUAAACCAGCCAAACCGUACCCCAAGGCCUCGUCCCCCAGGCACGGCGUGCAGGGGGGCUACGCGCAGAACGCCUCUUCCUCUUCCUGCUCGUCCUCCUCCAGCGGGUACGACUACUCCCAGGACGCCGAGGCGGCACACAUGGCCGCCACCGCCAUCCUCAACCUGUCCACCCGCUGCUGGGAGAGGCCCGAGAGCCUGGGCGUCAAGCAGCAGGACGCCGGCAGCAAGGACACGGACAUCGAGGUGGACGAGAACGGGACGCUGGACCUGAGCAUGAAGAAGCUGGUGAAGCAGGAGAGCUGCAGCCCUGCCAGGCCUUCCUCCGACCACUACUCCUCCUCUUCCUCCCUGGCGCCCGGGGGCAGCGCCAGGAGCAGCGCCGUCACCUCCCCGCCCUCCGCCCGCGCGCACGGCCCCGAGGAGUGGGAGGGGCCUCUGGACUACACCAAGCCCAACCGUCAGCGAGAGGAGGCGCCGGAGGAGGCGGAGCGUCUGGAGCAGUCGGAGCAGACGUACUCGUCCUCGGACAACGAGGACUACGACAGGCCGAGUGAGGACAGGAAGUACCCCGGUGAAGUCACGUCCUCCGCCUUCAAAAUGAAAUUCCAGCCAAAGGAUUGCAAAAAAGAGGUUCUGCUGUGUCCCACUCCGGGCUGCGAUGGGAGUGGUCACAUCACAGGGAACUAUGCGUCUCAUCGCAGGUGUGUUGCAGUUAGACGCCCCCUGCUGGCUACAAGUCUUUCUGGGUGUCCACUUGCCGAUAAAAGCCUGCGGUCCCUCAUGGCAGCCCACUCUCCUGAGCUCAAGUGCCCCACCCCCGGGUGUGACGGUUCAGGGCACAUCACAGGAAACUACGUCUCCCAUCGCAGUCUUUCAGGAUGCCCACGUGCCAAGAAAGGAGGGAUUAAAUUGACCCCCACUAAGGAGGACAAAGAAGACGCAGAACUCAUAAGAUGCCCAGUGCCGGGGUGCGACAGCCAGGGCCACAUCAGCGGGAAGUACGCCACGCACCGCAGCGCCUACGGCUGCCCUCUGGCGGCGCGCAGGCAGAAGGAGGGCGCUCUCAACGGCUCGCCCUUCUCCUGGAAGUCCUUCAAGGCCGAGGGCCCCACCUGCCCCACGCCCGGCUGCGACGGCUCGGGCCACGCCAACGGCAGCUUCCUCACGCACCGCAGCCUCUCUGGCUGUCCCAGGGCGUCUCUCGGUAAGAAGAAGGCCAGGGGUCCCGGGGAGGAGUACCUCAGCACGAAGUUCAGGGCCAGCGAUGUCCUGGACAACGACGAGGACAUCAGGCAGCUGAACGAAGAGAUCAGUGAACUCAAUGAGUCCAACACUGAGAUGGAGGCAGAUAUGGUCAAUCUACACACUCAGAUCUCCUCCAUGGAGAGGAACCUGAAGAACAUGGAGGAGGAGAAUAAGCAGAUGGAGGAGCAGAAUGAGGCCUUGUUCCUGGAGCUGUCUGGCCUGAGCCAGGCCCUCAUCCGCAGCCUGGCCAACAUCCGCCUGCCACACAUGGAGCCAAUCACAGAGCAGAAUUUUGACACCUAUGUGGACACCCUGACUGACAUGUAUUCCAACAAAGAGUGUUACCAGAACCCGGAGAACAAGGCCCUGCUGGAGGUCAUUAAUAAAGCUGUGAGGGGCAUUGAGGUUUGAAGAGAGACCAGCAGGGAGACUAAAAAACUGAUGAAUAAAUUCAGGGACUUCCCCCUCAAAUAGCAGGCUGCAAAAUUGCCCCCCCCCCACCCCUCCCCCGUUUCCAAAACCCUCGCUCGCUGCUGUCCGUACGAGGAACAAAGGAGCCCGGUUUGGGGUUUUGAUUUGGUGUUUUUCUGGAGUAUGCUUUAUUUGUUGUUCUUGUUUUCUGUUCUUCGAGGUUAGGAUUGAAAGUGAAAAAGAGAACGAGCGUAGCAGUACACGGGCGAGCCUCUCUGCGUGCGCGAACACGGCCGUUAGCCCGCAGAUGAGAUUGUGUUCACACCACGCCGUGCUCCCGAUUGACGUUACGCUUGCGAUGCACUGAUGUUACACUUGCACCAUAUUGUCGUUAUAUUGGAUUUUGAUAUUAGCGUCCUCAGGUUAUGAUAAUGUCGUGUCUGUGUGCUGAUGUCAGGCACCCCGCUGUGUUAAAACUACAUUCCCAAUGUGCUGGCCUGAGAUGCCUUGUGUGUUUUUUGAUGAAAUCAGACCAAAAUCGGGGCUGAAGUACAUCACACGCAUAUUGAUUUGGUGGCUCUUCCGUGUAGGUAGCUAGGAUACAGCAGACAAUCUUUUUGUUCGCCAUCUUGAAAAAGCUUGAUUUUCUUUGUUGGCCUGAUUUCUCCUGGGUACCGUCACAUACAGAGUUCUGCCUCAGAACUAAAAAAAUAUUUAACUUAUUGUAUAAAUGUCUGAUUCCACCUAAGCAUAUGAGCACACUUCCUUUUAAUGAAUAGGUUGAAGUUAAAUUACUGUCAUAUAAUUUAUUUCUGUCGAAUGAAGGAAAAUUGUACAAUGUAAAUUAUUCAUGCUAUUUAUGUAUUUGCUUAUUUAUUUAUUUGUUUAUUUAUCUUGUCUAUUUAUUGCCUGUAUUAAUUUGUCUUGCAAAAGGAACUGCUGCUCUCAAAAGUGCAACUGCAAGGUGGUUUGUGUUUCAGGAGCCAAUCAGAAUAGGGAAAGACUAACCCUCUGUGUCCAUGUUUGAGGGGGGGGGGGAAUCAGGAUUUCACCCAGAAUUAAUUAUUUUAUAGGCUGUAUUAUUUAUUUUAAAGAAUGGGAUUUUCAAAAUCUUUUUUUAUGUACAAAUAUUUUAUAGCCGAUUAGUUUUGAUAAUUUUUUAAAGGUUCUCAUUUUGUUGAUAUUUGUGUUAUCUGUAUUUUCAGAUUCCCACAGCACCAGUUGAAAAAAAGAUUAAUAUUAUUUAUUUAAUAUUUAAGAAAUAAUGGUGAUAUUGUUGGCUACUUAUUUUGUAGUGUGUGUGUGUGUGUGUGUGUGUGUGUGUGUGUGUGUGUGCGCGUGUGUGUAUGUGUGUGCGCGCGUAUGUGUGUGCGUGUGUGUGUGUGUUUGUGAUGGCUGCGU